This is a messenger RNA of Zingiber officinale, 1488 nucleotides long. RefSeq names its product thioredoxin reductase NTRB-like. Gene Ontology annotation, molecular function: thioredoxin-disulfide reductase (NADPH) activity. The record is from RefSeq and is a predicted model, not a curated record. Gene Ontology annotation, cellular component: cytoplasm. Gene Ontology annotation, biological process: removal of superoxide radicals. The transcript is spliced from 2 exons. Lineage: Eukaryota; Viridiplantae; Streptophyta; Magnoliopsida; Zingiberales; Zingiberaceae. The coding region runs from base 1 to 1248 and encodes 415 amino acids.
AUGGAUGAAUGGAGCAGAGCCCCAUUAGAAGGCCCGGCCCAAUUGCAGCGCCGUCACAACCCUCCGAAGAGCAAGAAGAGGAGUAUGAGAGCCAUAGCGAAGGGUUUUGUCAAUACCAUGAGCCUCCGUUCCAAGCUAUCUGCUUUCCUCAAGAAAGCCACUGCUUUUGCCGGCGCCUCUGCCGGAGCAUCCAGUACCUCUGCGGCAGCUGCCUCCCCUUCUUCUCAAAAUAGGCGGUUCUCAUCCUCCACCGACAUGGCCGAUGGCUCCGUGAGGACGCUUCGCACCCGGCUCUGCGUCAUCGGGAGUGGCCCCGCCGCCCACACGGCGGCGAUUUACGCUGCCCGGGCGGAGCUCAAGCCUGUCCUCUUCGAGGGAUGGAUGGCCAACGACAUCGCCCCCGGCGGCCAGCUUACCACCACCACCGACGUAGAGAACUUCCCAGGGUUUCCUGAGGGGAUCAUGGGGCACGAGCUCAUGGACCGGUGCCGCGCGCAGUCUGUCCGCUUUGGAACUGAGAUCCUCACAGAGACCGUGACAAAAGUCGACCUGAGCGUCCGCCCCUUUCGUGCUUUCUCCUCCUCCACUGCUGUCGAGGCGGACGCUGUUGUUGUCGCCACUGGCGCCGUCGCACGUCGGCUUCACUUUCCUGGGGGAGAGGAGUUCUGGAACAAGGGAAUAUCUGCUUGCGCGGUCUGCGACGGGGCGGCACCUCUCUUUCGGAAUCACCCCAUCGCAGUGAUCGGUGGCGGAGACUCAGCUAUGGAAGAAGCCAACUUCCUGACCAAGUACGGAUCCAAAGUCUACAUUGUGCACCGCCGGGACGCUUUCAGGGCGUCGAAGAUCAUGCAGGCGAGGGCGCUUGGAAACCCAAAGAUUCAGGUGCUGUGGGACUCAGAGGUAGUGGAGGCCUACGGGGAGAACCAGGGAACUCUCUCUGGCGUGAAGGUGAGGAACGUGGUCAGUGGAGAGGUCUCUGACCUCAAGGUCUCUGGUCUCUUUUUCGCAAUAGGCCAUGAGCCAGCCACCAAGUUCCUUGAAGGGCAGCUGGAACUGGGAUCCGAUGGGUACAUUGUAACAAAGCCGGGGACGACUCACACCAGCGUGAAGGGUGUCUUUGCUGCAGGGGACGUGCAAGAUAAGAAGUACCGGCAGGCCAUCACAGCUGCUGGAUCAGGUUGCAUGGCUGCUUUGGAUGCGGAGCAUUAUUUGCAGGAGGUUGGAGCUCAGGAGCCAAAGACUGAAUGACUAUCUUCAGAUGCCCUGAAACAAUCUCCAAAGAUACUUAUUUUCAGCCAGAAAGGAAAGCUUCGAAGAGCAGUAAGAUUGUUUGAAAAUGAACUCUUCAAUUGUCAUAUUUGGAUUCUAUUGGUACAUUCUCACACUGUGUUAAAGGUGUCGAUUCAUGCACUAAAACGCAUUCCCUGUGCAUCUCGGAAUGAAUAUUCAUUUAAUUUGCAGUGAAAUUCAAGUGUUUGAUUAAGCUCA